This is a messenger RNA of Heterobasidion irregulare TC 32-1, 222 nucleotides long. RefSeq lists its product as uncharacterized. The annotation marks the transcript as partial. NCBI's taxonomy places the organism in Eukaryota, Fungi, Basidiomycota, Agaricomycetes, Russulales, Bondarzewiaceae. The transcript has a single exon. The record is from RefSeq and is a predicted model, not a curated record.
AUUCUUCUUUGUGAGGUUGUUGAGAGGUCGGGCCGUUGUAGCGAAGUUUUCGAUAAAUCUUUGGUAGAAGUUUCCAAAGCCAAGGAAGGACUGUACUUCUUUCAAGUACCUCAGCGUUGGCCAGGCGGCGAUGCCAUUUACUUUGACUGGAUCCAUGGAUAUGUUAUCUGUAGAGAUGAUGAAUUUGAGAUAUUCAACAGUGUCCAUUUCAAAGGUGCACUU